AUGGCGGACAAACUCAGCUACCUCGAGGCAGUUCAUAACCGGCGCAGAAUUUACCAGCUGAACCGAUCGUCCCUAAUUUCGGAUGACAUGAUUGAAGAAAUUAUUCAUCAGGCUAUAGAAGAUAUUCCUUCGUCUUUCAAUUCUCAAUCGACUCGGCUUGUGGUUCUGCUGAAGGAGGACCACUACAAGUUCUGGAAUGUCGGCCUCGAGGGCCUUAAGGCCAUCGUUCCCGCUGAUUCCUGGCCAAAGACUGGGUUGUGUAAGCUACUAGUACAGAAAGUUUUAUUCUACAAGGAUCCAAAGGUUAUUAGCGAGCUUCAGGUUAAGUUCGCUAUUUAUGCCGACCGAUUUCCCCUCUGGUCUGAGCAUAUGAGUGGGAUGCAUCAGUUGGCAAUCUGCAGCACUGGAGGCUGGAGGUUUUGGUGCCAACCUCCAGCACUACAAUCCUCUGCCUGA
Molecule: messenger RNA, 456 nt
Organism: Fusarium oxysporum Fo47
Lineage: Eukaryota; Fungi; Ascomycota; Sordariomycetes; Hypocreales; Nectriaceae
Product: Nitroreductase-like protein
Exons: 2
Coding region: 1-456 (151 amino acids)
Biological process (GO): cellular response to oxidative stress
Source: RefSeq, a predicted model, not a curated record